GCUUCCUGACAGAUUGUGUCAGAAUCUUUUCAAUGUUAGAUUUAGAAUAAUUUUUAAGCUCCUGCUUUUUAUCUUGAGCACAGUAUUAUUCUAUACUUGAUGCUGAAAUGUUACCAUAAGGUUGUAUUUUAAAUGAUUCAUUAGUCUUGAAUUAAACAUGCUUUCUUUUCAGGGUUGUGAUUCAAAUUCAAAUAAGACAUAAGAUCUAACUAGUUAGCGUUAACAGUGGGGCAGUCAAGAUCUGUAAGAACAGCAAGAUCAAGGUAGAGGUCCCCUUGCUGGAUACUACUUUAGUUGAUAAUGGAAAGAUUGCCAUUAUGUUAGCUAAUUAUAAACUAUGGAAGGUGUAAUAUGUGAGGUGAAAGAUGUCAGUGUUCGGAAACACAAUACUUCUCCAUUUUGGGCACUCGGUGUCCACAGAAACACUCGCAGAAAGUGAUGCUAGUAAUGUGAGUGGGAUUGUCAGUAUCAAGAAGAAGGGUCCUGUCAGCAGGUGGUUUGAGGAAAGUUCUAGAAUAUCUUUACUCUUCUGCUGACGUUCCUCAGUGAUACUUCUGAAAAAAUAAUAUUCCAGAGUACAAUAUGAAACCUGCUUAUGAACGAAACCAAGAAUGCCUGCCACCAAAGAAACGAGAAUUACUACAGAAUAGUAUUGGAGGCGAGGACGUCUUAAAAAAUAAUACAUUGCCAACUAGCGCCACUACUGUAAGCGAUGCUGAUUGGUCAAGAAGUGCUACUGAAGAGAACGAAACAACGCUGAGAUAUGGAGUCAGAGCAGAUAAUGGUGAAAGCUCACCUGGAGUCGCAGUGGAUCAAUAUGGCAUGAUGUACAAAUUGGCUGUACCUUCUGCAAACUAUUCACUGAGUCCUCAGCAUUCAUUGAUGAAUAUGGGGCAUCUUUCACCAGCAUACAGCAUUGCGUCUCCACUUAUUCAGCACCCUGGGGUUCCAUACACACCUGUUCAUUACACCCAACUACCCCACACUUCACUGCAAUUUGUCGGACCUCCAUAUUCGGUUCCAUACGUUUCUCAUGGGAUACUGCCAAAUCCGUUGAUUUCUUCUGUGGGAAUCCCCACCUCUCAUCUUUCCCAACUUGUUUCAUAUCCUCCUAUGAUGGCUGAGACUAGCACUCCUCCACCACGAACAGCAUCUCCUACACAAACGUACAAUAAAGCCACUGGGUCUCCUGUACACAGUUUGACUCCACAAGGACCACUGCCUCACCUGACAACAGCAGAUCUUUCGCAAGGUGUGGCGCAUGGUAGGGUCCCGUUGCAUUUUCAACCUUCACUAUUAACAUCAUCCUAUGCAACCUUUGCUACAGCAGUGCAAAAUCCAGAAAUGUGUCCUGAAAAUAGAUAUAGCCUGCACAUGGCAAAAGACAAAGAAAUUUCAGAAACUGUAUUGGAAGUCUCAGCAAACCGAAGUGAAGGAACUUCAGAUCAUCAGAAUUUUGAGAGACGAUCACGGCAUGAGAGAUUUAUAGAACUUCAGGCACCCCAUUAUGUUGGCAGCAGAAAGGAAACUCCGCUUUCUGCCUCAUCAAUGGAAAACCCAAGAGCCAGUCCCCACUUUUCUGUUCACCGGGAACCAAGAAAUGAAGUUAUCUCUCCAGCACAGAGGAGUACACCGGACACAGACCUAGAGGUCCAACAAGUAGUUGGGAGUUUGGGCACUCAAGGGUGUCAGGGUCCUGUGGUUGUUAGAAAAGAAGUCUUAAGUAACAGUAAAGUUUCACAGAAUUCAUUCAAAAGUCAAGAACAAGUAAAAUACCACACUCAGAUCAUUCCUAGUAAAAACAUUGUAGAAUUUUGCUCCAGUGAAGAAUUACCACGAUCUCCCUGUCUGCCUGCUGGACUCAAAAGACAAUCAUUAGAUGGCCAGCGUGGAUAUUUGCAUAAAACAAUAAUAUUAGCCAGUGGGCAGCAAGUGUUAAUGCCUGUUGAUACCCCUUUGCGCGAGGAGGAUGCAUUGGUUAAUAAUGUUGCUGUAACAACAGAAUCCACAAUUCAAAGUCAUCCUGAGAGGCAGACAGCUUGUACAGUGGUUCCACUUCCAGUAUCUCAAACCACAGUACCAAUUCUUCAGCCUGUCCUGGUCCAACAGACCCCACCUGCUCAUAUUCCUUCACACUUUAUGAAAGGUGCAAUCAUCCAGUUAGCAAAUGGGGAGUUGAAACGUGUAGAAGACCUGCAAGCGCAGGACUUUGUGCAUAGUGCAGAGAUUAGUGCCGGGUUAAAGAUUGACUCCAGUACAGUAAUUGACAUUGUUGAAGGCCAGCGUCCUGGCCAUGUCACUCUCCAUUUCUCUGUAGGAGAAACUCAAACAAAGGUGAGUGUAGAGGUCACCACAGAGCAUCCCUUCUUUGUAUUUGGUCAGGGUUGGUCCUCUUGUAACCCAGAACGUACUGCACACAUCUUUGGACUUUCAUGUCAAAGACUAACGGUGGGUAACGUCUGUGUAUCACUUGGCGUCCAAACAUCUGGCAAGAGCUCUAUUCAGCCAGCUUCAACUCCAGUCAAUACUAUUUCAGUUCAUGAUUCAAGGACCGUGGGAACAUCUGAAGUUGUCUUAGCUCCUCCAGAAGUCUCAAUCCAUAGAAACUCUGAAGUUAAGAACCGUUCAAAAGACUCAAUCGUGCAGUGUUUGCAUACAUGUUCUGACAGCAUUCCCAGCCAUCUGAAUUAUCAACAUCGUUGGGCCACCGCAGAUUUCCAAAGAGAUGGUUUUCAAUCAGAGGAGACGAAAAUUUUCUCCCGGCCUUCCUUCAUACCACAGGAAGUCAAACUUUCAAUUGAGGGACGUUCAAACGCUGGGAAAUAAUUGCAUGAACUCUGCAGGACAAUAAAUUAAGACAGUUUCACAUCUACUAUGACAGCCUUAUGUCAGUUAUACUAUGGUAUUGAUUGAAAUAUACUUUGAUAGUUUUCAUCAUGCAUUUGCAGCAUAGGAGAGAUAGGAUCUUUCAUUGGAACAUUAAUGGGGAAUGUAUGACAGGACAGAUUUUUCUUUAAUAAUAAAUGAAAAUGCUACUAACCAUACAAAGCUCAUAUUUUGCAUAAACAUUUGUGUUUCUGAUUGAAAACUGGUAAAUGCUAUAUUUUGUCCCCCUGCAAUGCUUGUUAUGUCUGUGGGUUGGCGAAGUUAGCAUGAAAGAAUGAAAAGAUUGAAUUGUUGAGGACCCUACAGUAAAAUUCUAUAUAUUGUUUUUGAAGUGCAUUAUAUGUGAUUAAUUAAUGAUCCUUUUUACCUAAAUUUAACUCUGUUCUUAACAUUUAAUUUACUUGAAAAUUUGCUUUGUUAAGUUGAUAGUGGCCAAUUUCAAGGUGGACAAUUGUUUAUUUAACUUAACGGGGAUUUUAUUUGCAAAUCAAAAAAUGUAAUUUUGAUAUCUUAUGUGAGGAAAUUUCAAAAAUCAAGCAUUGAAGAAAGCCCACAAGUGUGUUGCCUGGUAGCAUUUAAGUGGAAAAGUAUACACAUUCUUAGGAAGUAAUUUGCAAAGGGUCAUUGAUGCAUGGGAGAUCUUAAUCCCUUUCAGAUAUCACUAAUUUUGUACUUAACAGGACUUGUUGGUUUUAAAUCCAGAAAGACUCUUUCAUUUUGUCCUUAGUGCAUAAUUCACUAAGUGACGGAACAAAACAUUUGACAAACAUGGCUCAGUUUCGUAUUAAUGUCCAAUGGACAGAUCCUAAUUCUGACAAGAGUAAAUUGACCUAUGUAAGCUGGAUUUAACACAUGGCCAAAUGCUAUGUUGAUUUUCUUAUCCUGGGUUUAAAAUUUAAGAUAUUUAAAAUAUUAUAAAUGUUCAUGAUACAAUUAGUGUAAUCAACAGGGUAAUUCACUUUUCCUUUUAUAUGCUUUAAGAACAUUGUUUUGUAACUUUCAAAAAGGUUCAAGUACUUUACAGCACUAAGUUCCAGUGUUUUAAGGUUUUGUUUCUUUCUUAACAAGAUUAAUUUAGGUUAUCUGGUGUAACAGUGAGAGAACUCGAACACCCUGUGCCAAGUUACUGAUAUUUGAAAUUACCCUAUUGAAUUCUUAUGACGAUAGAAGUGUCAUCUUUAGAUGUCCUGUGGUAAUGAACAAGACCUUUCAAAUUAGUACAAUUCCAAAGGGCAUACAUGUAAAUUGGACCUACCUUUAUUAACUUUUAAUUCUCUUUGCACUUUCUUAUUUUUGCAAAAUUCCAUUUAAUAUUUAAAAUCUGCUUGAGAUGCAACAGUGAUUUAAUUAAUUACAUUAAACAGAAAUGGAAACAAAACUUAAAUUAAACUAACUUUAAAAAGCCAAUCCACUUUCACAAGUAAUGAAAAGCAAUUUGGUGUGUCAGCAUUCAGUGACAGUUCAUGCAUGGUCAAAUGCAAAGAAAAUCUGUUGGAAUUGCUUCUACUAUGGGCCACAUAGAUAUAUAUAGUUAGAUUAAAGUCAUUUGAGCAAUAGAUUAAUUAAACUGUACAGAAGUGUGCUUUUGGUAUGCUACUCUCUUUACGGUGUGGUGUUCAUGUUCUGUGCAUGCAGUUUUGCUUUUUUUUUUUAAAAAGUUUAUCUUGUGUCCUAGUUUCAAUUUGUUAUUUAAACAAUCCAAAUUUGUCAUGAUUUUUAAAAUAAUUCUGUUGAACUGUGUGGUUCAACUCUUCUUGCAAUGGACUUCUCGGAUAUACAGAGAGAUACUGCAGUGAUUAUUUAUUGCAUUGCUUCAAAGAUUAAUGUGUUCAUGAAAGUAAAGUAGAAAGUUGCAAUAUUCAACAGUGUAAUUAAAAAACAACAAAAAUGAUGGAUAAAGAAAGAAUUAGGCUAUGGUACAGAAUGCCUGAGGGAUUCCAGUGUCUGUUUCUGAGAAUAGGUGGUGCAUUAUUCUGAAGUGUGGUUUUAUUCUCUUGAUGAUGAGGAACCCCAGUACCAUAUAACUAAUUACACACAGAUGAUGUGGGAAGAAUAUUAGAAGGUUAGCCUCGUGUACAUUGUAUUAUCACCUCGCACUUUUAAAUUAUUAGUGUUCAUUAACUAGAUUAGCUAACACACUUUCUGAUAUUGCUGUGUAUACGCAUUAUCUUUUGUCAUGUAAUUACUUGCAUUAAUGCACUUUGACAGUUUAAACAGAAACAAAUCAAGGAACAUUACCAAAAUUAAAACAAAGUAAUAUGCAAUUAAUGAAACAGAUUUUUAAAAAUGUAAUAUUAAGAAACCUACACACAAUAUGCUUCACGUUCAGUUAAUUAAAUGUGAUUUUUCUAUUCAUUUUCUGAAACUAUGGGUAUAUUUAUGCAGUACCAUGAGAAACACAAUGUGUUUAAUCACUAGUGGACAGGACUUGCCAACAUUCAUGCACAGAGCUGUGAAAACCAUUAAACCUUGUACAACUUAAUAGAUAUACCAGAGCUGACUUCUGUAUUUUAAAUUAACUGUUGCAUUCUUAGUAAUGUGACUGUGAUUUUCUUUUCCCUCACUUAUCCAGGGUUAAAUUACAUUACAGCAUAACCUGAAACAAUGAGUGUUUAGCAACUUAAAAAGAAACUUUUCUGUAGGCAUUUUGUUGGGUGAAGACUAUAUUCUUGUGCUGAAAAGCAUCUUUAAAUACAAGACUUGGCAUAUUUACUAGUACACUAGUAAUACCUAAGACUGAGGCUAAUUUUAUCAUCCAGGAGUGAAUGCCCAUUGUCAACUGUGGUACUUGGAAUCUCUUUUGAAAAACAUUUUUCCUAAGUGUUGUCACUGGAAGUCAAUGACUGCCCAGAUCAUGCAGUAUUUAUACAUUAAAACAUAUUUACAAUUUAUUUGGAAGUUGCACUUGCUAAGAACUGACAUGGGGAGGACAUAAAAGGGAACUUUAUAGGUUCAGGAAUUAUACCAAAGUUCAAAGGUUUUUUAGCAGGCUGUUCUGGGUCUAGUAACGUUUAAAAACCUUUACUUGUGUAAAAUAGCACUGGGUCUAAAAGUACAAAUCUGAGCUAUAGCCAAAUCCCACAAUACAAAUACUCUAAUCUCUGGACUAGAAAUUGCAUCGCUUAUAAUCCUUAUCUGCAGUAACUGCAGCUUUAAUAUUUUUCUUUCGAAACUGAAUCAACAAUUAGUAAUUUAUAACAUUGAUUGUUAAAAUCAGUUUGUAUUACAUCACAGAUUACUAAAUUCCAUAUCAACUUAGUUGCAUUAUUGUCAUGAUUCCUACCAUAUAGAUUUUUCAAGCCUUUUGGACCCUAUCCAUUAAGAUGCAUUCUAAACAAGAUAUGAGGGGAUUUUAAUUUGUUUUGCGACGUGUUACCUGGUGUGAUACAUUUUUGUGCACGAUUACCUACUGUCUCUUCUACAUUUAUAAGAACAUUGGAAGAGUUGGAUAGAAAGCUCUUUUUCUUUUAUACUAGAACAUUUUCAAAUUCCCAAAAUUGCCAAUAGAAAUAGAAAUAAGUUUUACUUGUUAAUGACAUUAUUUGUUGGUUGCAUAAUAUAUUUUAAUGUUACUUUAACAAAUGUUAGUAUUAUAUAUUUGUGCUAUAGGAAGUUUUUAUGCAUGAAAGUUUCCUUUCAGACUACUUGAUCAAAAAAAAUACAAUUUAGACACAAGUAGGAAAUCUUGUUUAUGUAUUUCCUCUGUUUGUGUUAGUCUGUCAGCAUGGUCAGUAUUCACGUGCAACGUUGACAAUAUCCCUUUUGAAGCGCCGAACUUACCUGAAUUUGAAAAGUACCCACAUAAAAGUCUGUAGUGUUUUCUGACAUUUAAAAUAAAUUGUUUGUACUUUAAAUGCUCAAAAAUAUGUACAUUAUGUAUAUCUGUAUAACAAGAAAGUUUAUUCAAAGUGCUAAAAAUAAGAUUUUUAAAACUAGACAUCUGUUUGCUAAUACACCUUGCCAAGUAUUUUUUUUAACCUGUGUGAAGAAUAUAAAGGUAACACUAAUUACUAUUUUAUCUGUUUAAGAUUUCAUAAAGGGAUGCUGACAGGUUUGAUUUGUAUACAUUUUAAUUAGUCUGCGCAGGUCAACACAAGUGAAGACUGUCUUUAAAACUUACAGAACUAAAAUAUUGGCUUAAACUGUAUCUUAAUGUUAGUCAACAUAUACUCUGUACAAAACAUAGACAAAAGACUAUGGUUCAGCAGAUGGCUAAUGUUUCAAUAAUCUAUAGAGUUAGCACUAGAGGAUUUAAUGCUAUUUUAAACAUUUUAAAAUAGUGCAGUUUUUCAUAGCUGAUUUUCUGGAAUGUGAUUGCUGAGACAACGUGUAUUGUUAAAUGAUAUAUCAGAUCCUGGAAUGGGGGAGAAAAACAAUUUCCUGUUUGUUUCAAAAACUGGGUUUUUGAAGUUGACCAGUAGCCUUCAUAACUGGCAUUUAUUUCUGGAAAACAAAGUCACUCACAGCUGGCCGCUGAGAUUCUCUCUACCUGAUGGCUGUUAACUCUUUGAAUACUGAAUCCCAUUUGCAGCUUUUAAGAUUUGCACAUUUUUUUUAUUUUGAGAUUUUCAGUAAUUAUUUUUAACACUGUGGAGUUUGUAAUUAUGUUCACACUAUUCUUGGACUAUUUUCAAAUAAAGCCCUUACAGUUUUGAUAAUUGAAAUAAAAACAAAAUACUAGAAAUUCUCAGCAAGUCAGGUGGCAGCUUCGCAUUGUUAACCUUUGGUCAAAACAUUAACUCUGUUUGUAUCUCCAGAGGUUCUGUCUGACCUUCUGAGUAUUUACAGUAUUUUCUGUUUUUAUUUCAGAUUUCCAGCAUCCACUGAUUUAUUUGGUUUUACAUUCAGUAAAUUAGGUUCCUCGGCAUAAUCUGUGGCAGACAUGGAUUCAGGCUACAGAAUUGACCAUCAUGCCAUUUAAGCUUGUUGUCUACAUUUAACGAAUUAAAACUCUCUCAUUAGUUGUAGGAUUUGAUCAAUACCCGUCAAAAUUAGUACCAACAUUUGAAACGUUUGUUGACAGAACAUGUUUACCAAGACAUUCCUCCUUUUUAUUGUGUUUUUAAAUAUUAUAGGAAUUGGUUUAGUGUGCACUAACCUACAGUUGCUACAUGGGGAAAAUAGUACAAAUGCAGGAUCCUAUUAAUUUUAGAUAGGUGUUUUUCACAGACAUUUGGUGAUCAUUUUAUGGAUUGCACAUGUCAUUGUAAAAAUUUUAAUGUUUUGAACCUGUUCCAAAGCCUGAAAAUGAUUCUUUUGUGUUGGCUUAUCCUAAAAUCAAUACUAAAUUCUAAAUAUUUAUCAUGCUGGUGAAGCACAUUUGUGGUCAGUUUGCUGAUACAACAUUGUCUAUAGAGCUUUAUCUGUAGAAAUUAUCAUGGUAAAAGUUUUCAUAGACCAACAAAAUGAUUCAGGAUUGCUUUUAUUACCUUUAGUUAAAUGGGUAUUGGUCAUCUUCUAAGUGUUAGAAUUACUGCAUUCCUAUCAGAAUCCUUGAAAGCAUUAAUCUAUAUCUUGUGUGUUUUUGUAACCAUUUUUUCUAAAAAAAAUUAAAGUUUUAGAUUUGUAUAUUUGUAUUUUUGUGGCCUUUUAUGCUGUUUAAUGUUAAUUUUGUGUACUGCAAAAGAAAAUGUAUUUUUAUUGUCAAGCCUAACUACUUAUGUAUGAUUGCAUUAAUUUGUUGGUAUGUAAACACUGCAUAAUAUAAACUCUACAUUUUA
Molecule: messenger RNA, 8606 nt
Organism: Chiloscyllium plagiosum (whitespotted bambooshark)
Lineage: Eukaryota; Metazoa; Chordata; Chondrichthyes; Orectolobiformes; Hemiscylliidae
Source: RefSeq, a predicted model, not a curated record